Messenger RNA from Neoarthrinium moseri, 1500 nucleotides. RefSeq lists its product as uncharacterized. The transcript is spliced from 3 exons. Gene Ontology annotation, molecular function: RNA binding. Bases 1 to 1500 code for a protein of 499 amino acids. The record is from RefSeq and is a predicted model, not a curated record. Lineage: Eukaryota; Fungi; Ascomycota; Sordariomycetes; Amphisphaeriales; Apiosporaceae.
AUGGGCAAGGUUAAGCAAGCAAACGGCAAGGCCAGCAAGUCGGCCGACCCUCUCAGCGCGGUCAAGAGCGCCGGUGUCUCCAAGGCAUCUGCCUCGCCUGUCGCCAAGUCCAAGAAGCUUGCCAAGGAUGUCGCCACCAAGGCCGUGACCAAGUCCUCCAAGAAGGACAGCAAGAAGAGCAAGAAGGUCGAGUCCGACUCCGAGUCGUCUGACAGCUCCGACAGCGAGAGCGCCAGCGACGAGGAGAUGGGCUCCGACAACGACUCUGACGACUCCGACUCUGACUCCGACUCGUCCGAGUCUGAGGAGGAGAAGAAGCCCGCCGCAAAGAAGGCCAAGGCUGCCCCCGCCACCAAUGGCAAGGCCAAGAAGGCCGCCGAGUCUUCUGAUGACUCCGACUCUUCCGAGUCUGAGGACGACAAGGAGGACAGCGACGACAGCAGUGACGACGAUGAGGAGGAGGAUGCCGUCAAGAAGGCCGAGCCCGCCGUCGCCAAGGGCAAGAAGGUCAAGGCUGACUCUGACGACUCUGAUGAUGACUCCGAGGCCGAUUCCGACGACUCGGACUCUUCUGACUCUGAUGAGGAGGAAGAGGAAGAGAAGGCCGAGCCCUCCAAGAAGCGCAAGGCUGAGGAUGAGGUCGCCACCCCUGCCAAGAAGACCAAGAGCGAGAACACCCAGGAGGACGGCGCCGUUACCCUGUUCGUCGGCAACCUCGGCUGGGGCAUUGAUGACGAUGCUCUGUACAACGCCUUCAAGGACUGCGCCGGCCUCAACAGCGCCCGUGUCGUCACCGACAAGGACAUGCAGCGAUCCCGUGGCUUCGGCUACGUUGACUUUGACAGCCCCGAGAACUGCCAGGCUGCCUUCGAGGCCAUGCAGGGCUUUGAGCUUGAGGGUCGUGGCAUGAGACUGGACCCUUCCAAGCCCAAGCCUGCUGAUGAUGGCACCCCUCGCGACCGCGCUGCCAACCGCGCCCAGCAGCACGGUGACACUGUCAGCCCCGAGAGUGAUACCCUUUUCGUCGGCAACCUGCCCUUCGAGGCUGAUGAGGACGUCAUCUCCGAGUUCUUCAGCGAUGUCGCCGAGGUCAAGAGCUUGCGUCUUCCCACUGACCAGGAAUCUGGCAACCGCAAGGGCUUCGGUUACGUGACCUUCAACAGCGUUGAGGAUGCCAAGACUGCCUUCGAGGCCAAGAACGGUGGUUACAUUGGCGAGGGCCGUGGUGCUCGUGCCAUCCGCCUGGACUUUGCUGCUCAGCGCCAACCUCGUGAGGGAGGCUUCGGUGGCGGUUUCGGCGGCGGCCGUGGAGGUGGCGGUCGCGGUGGUGGCCGUGGCGGCCGCGGAGGCUUUGGCGAUCGCGGUGGCCGUGGAGGCUUCGGCCGUGGCGGUGGUGGUUUCGGCGGUCGCGGCGGUGGCCGUGGCGGCCCCCGUGGCGGAGGUGGUUUCGGUGGACGUGGUGGAGGAGGCUUCCAGGGGAAGAAGAUCUCCUUUGACUGA